Molecule: messenger RNA, 162 nt
Organism: Bipolaris zeicola 26-R-13
Lineage: Eukaryota; Fungi; Ascomycota; Dothideomycetes; Pleosporales; Pleosporaceae
Exons: 1
Biological process (GO): regulation of DNA-templated transcription
Molecular function (GO): zinc ion binding; DNA-binding transcription factor activity, RNA polymerase II-specific
Source: RefSeq, a predicted model, not a curated record
AGAGACUUACUUCUUCGACAUCAAUCUGCUCAUGCGAAGAAUGCCGCAGAAGGGCAACCAAGCCUAAAUCGUCCCGUUGAGAGAGCGACCAAGGCAUGCAACUUCUGUGUUAUCUCCAAGGUGAAAUGCGACAAUUACCGGCCAUGUCAGAGAUGUCUCAAG